AUGGACCCUGCUCAGGGCCCUGCUGCCGUCGAGCAGCUGGCGAGUAGCCACGGGGAUCGGUUGCGGAAUUUGCUGUUUCAAUCAGAGGCAUCCAGCUCAUCGAAAGCGAUUGUAGAGCUUUUAGGUUUCCUAAACACUCGAGAUGAAGAAUCAAGAGCACAUUUGGAACAUGUGACAUGGACUUCAUGGGCAAGGCUUGGCAAGGCAUUGGAUGGAGACACAUGCAGGAGGAAUGCCAUUUUGGAGAGUGCGUGCAAGGCAGCGGGGAUACAGGAUCGCCAGGCUGCACCUAUACAAGUCUCAAGCCAGAAGGGCUUUGAUCUGGUGUCUUUAGCCACGAGACUUCCCUCCAUUGGAUCCCUGCUUGUCCUUGGGGACCAAGUGCUAGAAGAAUCUAAAAAUGUCCGGAUUCUGCAUUCUUCUGCAAAAGGCAAAGGAGAAGAUCCCACACUGCAAGCAGGCACCGAUGUAGAGAUGCCAGCUCAGGACAAUCAGACAAAGCAAGGCCGAAACAGUCAUGAUGUACAUCAAACAGAGCAAAAUCGACGUGUGAGUUCUCUGAUGAGCCAAUGCUUCACCACAGCACAGCAGGGGGCUUCUUUCAUUGUGCCUGGUAGCUGUGCAAGUUGA
Molecule: messenger RNA, 630 nt
Organism: Ostreobium quekettii
Lineage: Eukaryota; Viridiplantae; Chlorophyta; Ulvophyceae; Bryopsidales; Ostreobiaceae
Source: the annotation of a GenBank genome assembly